Molecule: messenger RNA, 4586 nt
Organism: Actinia tenebrosa (Australian red waratah sea anemone)
Lineage: Eukaryota; Metazoa; Cnidaria; Anthozoa; Actiniaria; Actiniidae
Source: RefSeq, a predicted model, not a curated record
UGUAAAAACAACCAAAAAUGAAGGGAAAAGUCUGCAAAAACAGCUUCAUUUUGACCCGAUUUAAUCCGAUUUAAAGACAAAGUAGCACACAGUCAAAGGUACAAGGGUUUCCUUAGUGAAAUAUCACUCCUAAGGUAGGCAGUCUACGAUGUAUAAUCAAGGUUAUGGACCAAUUUUUGGUAUGGAUUGGUAUUGCCUUAAUGGCGGACUUGACUGCGUUGUCAACUGUCAAUCUUGAAGACAAUUUCCAGCGAUUGAAAUUGUUCUUUGAUGCUAGAAAUCACGACGAUUCAUUUGAGAAUCAUACUAUCAUGUCUCUAGCUAUGAGUACUCCGAGAUCGAAGACGAUUGAGGAGGUUUAAGAGCCGCUUUAGUUAAUAUCAAAACACUUGGCUCUUCACCUUCCCUCCUAACUGAUGCCUCCAUCAGAUCGAUGUUUCAAGUCAUUUCUAGUCAUUGCAUUCCAAAAAUCAACCCAAUUUAAGCAAAAUUCACCACAGUUGAUCCCAUUUGUAGUCUCCGAUUGAAAGAAUGAAGCAUUUGUGUUUAAAUUUAGAUUUAAGAAAGACUCUCUUGUGCAGAUUUUGUAUGACUGGGAUGUUAAAGAUUAUGGUGACUUUUCAAGAAACAUCCAUGUCUGCCCAACAUAGGGGGGGCUGAUGUUAGACUCCUACCCCUCCCCCCAGGAAAUUGAAUUACGAAAGUAUGGGGUAUAUCCUUGUUGGACUUGGGAUUUGGUUAUGAUGUAGGCUUUCUACCCUUAAAACAAGUUUAGAGUAGAUUGCAUCAUGGUAUUUUGCUUCUCAGCUUUACAAAGUGUGCUUCAGGAGAAACAUUACUAGGGUAAUAUGCAUCUUGUGACAGUCUUGUUGCAUUUGAAUUUUCUCUUGACAUGGUUUGCAAAAUGAAAGCACAUUACAAGACAUGAUUACAAAAGAAAGAUUCACCCUUGCUAGUAUUAGAAUUAACUUAACACCUGUUGUUUCCACAUCAUACUGUGACAUUAGGGUCUUCAAAAAUCAAUAAGCAUUGAGGACAGCAAUGCCAAAAUCAUGAUGUGAGUAUGCUUUGAAAAUAGUUUUUGUGUGUGUACUGUUGUCCUUGGCAUUGCCUUUUGUUUAGGACACGAAAAAAGUACUGUAUCAACUGAUGUCUAGAGAGAGAGAUACCAACGACUGUGCACACAUGAAAAACUGUUUUAAAAACAUGAUCACAUUAUAUUGUUUCAGUGUCACUGUCCUCUGUGCUUGUUGAGGAUCAUAUUUCCACAAGAGACUCUAUAACAUAUAUAUUCUAUAAGUAUAGAUAUAAGUAUUCAUAAGAUUUUAUCAGUGUUAUCAAAUAAUCCUUGUUUAAAGAGGAUUGAUAAUGGUAAAAAGAACAAAGUAUAUUUCUAGUAUAAAACUUUAAAUUUUAUAUAAGUAGUACCCAUCGUUGGCUUUGAAUAUUAAAUAUGCUUAUUUUGUAUUAAAUUUAAAGAAUUACCUACUUGUAUUGCUUUGUAUUGUUAUUGUUGUUGUUGUUGUUGCGAACUUCAAUGCUUUUGAAUGCUUCCUGAUAGCUAGCAGCUAGUUUGACCAUGUGGGCCAACGGAGACCAAUCUAAUGCUCAAUGGUGGCCAAUGCAUUAUGGUUAUCAAUAUUCUAAUCCAAGUCAAGGUGAGUUCUGCUAAUUUUUUAGGUUUUUAGAGUAAUAAUAAUAAUGGGAAUUAACAGUUGGAUUCCUCGGAGUGGCUCUUCUUCCACUGGAUUGCAAUUGGAAUUUAGAAGUUGAUUUUUGUAAAGAAAAACUAUAGAAGCUAGAGAACAAUCCUUGAAACACAGGAGAAAACCACAAACAAUUUGACUCACAUACUGCACCUAGCGGGACUCCAACCCCGAUCGCAUUGAUUAGAGGCAAGCGCUCUCACCCCUAUGCCAACUGUGCAUAGUUCUCGCUCUCUCUUUCUCUCUCUCCAAAUCACUAAUCUGUAGGUUGAGAAUUGGGUUGAUUUUUCUUGCCCACACCUUUGACAUCACUCUGUAGUAUGAAAGAAUUUAACAGACAUUACUUUAUUUGUCUGCAACAAGUGUUGGCUUUCACUGUGCUUGAGAUGUUACCACUGGAGUUAAAAUUAUUAAUAAGCCAAUUAGUAACCAUUUUCAUGGUUUGUCAUGGUUGUCUUGGAAACACAAGGGGCUAGCCAAGAAGACAUUAAAAAGUUGCAUAGAAGGGUGUCUGAUGUGAAAAAAAUAACUUUUCUAUUUUUCAUUUCAGAUGCAAGUGCAGACUGGGCCACCAGAGCAGCACUAUGGGCUCAGCAACGACAAGCACAAGAAGAGAUGGCCAAACAACACCAACAGUACUAUUCCACCAUGCAGAACCAACCUCAACCAGAUGGAAGCAGACUGCCACCUGAGAAACCUCCUUUACCGAGCGAUGGUACAGACCAUGCAUUCAUGCAAAACAGCUCUGUUCCACCCCUACCCCCAGGGGAAUCAGAUCUGCCACCACCGAUACCAGAAGCUGAGGGCGACAACCUCGAAACUGUUGCUAUGGAGGACGAGCCCUUAGAUACGCCAGUGCUUGAACAGGAAAUAGCUGUCACAAGACUAGACUAUAACCAUGGGCAACCUGUUCCUCUACCUGAAGUUGCUCCCCCUCCUCCAUUGCCGGGUAUGCAGACAUUCGAUCAUAACCAUGGAUUCACGCCCGCUGCUGGUGCACCAGCCCCUGCUUUUGUUCCUGCACAGCGCUUUGACUAUGGACAUCAGAGUGCAAARUAUGACCACCAGAAAGGAAGUCAUCCGUCGUCUUCACAGUGGUAUGAUUAUAACCAUGCACAUGGGGCCGAACAUCAUCAGGAGUAUGAGCCAGAGAGGCGCCAUUCACGGCAUAGUGGCAGGCACGAGCYUCCGCAGCCACAUACCCCUCCUGCUAUAGAUUUUGCAACAAUGUCAGAGGUCAAGAAGAAAGCACUGCCRCUUUGGAUCCGUGAAGGCCUGGAGAAGAUGGAACGAGAAAAGCAAAAGAAACAAAAACAAGAAUUAAAGAAAUCCCUGAAUUCUUCAAAUUCUUCUUUGCCUAACAUAUCUGGAUACGAGCACGGAAAGGUGGAAUCCCCUGUACCAUCACCAGAGCAGCCACAAUCUGAUGAGAAGCCUGAGAGCAGUGACAAGGAGGAAGAGGAGGAGGAGAAAGAAAUAAAGAAAGAGAAGGAAGCAACACCUGAGCAACCAAGAAAGCAUCAUCAUCAUCAUCAUGUUAAGCGCUCACACUCAAGGUCUUUAUCACCACAAAAACAUGAUUCAUCUGAUGAUGAAGUAGACAAUAGAAGUGAAUCAGAAAAACAGCAAGACAUGCUUCUAAAAAUGCGUAAAAUGAUGACUGAGGUUCUUUUAACUGUCACUAACGAAGAACUUCAGAAUAUUGCCAAAGAGGCAUAUAACGAUGCACUAUUAGCUGCAAAUCGUCAACUUCGAAGCUCUGGUGGCCUGGAUCUCUUAAAGCAGGGUGGUACUUUAGGUCUCGGAGACUACGGUUCUGACUCUGAAUCAGACAGCGAUGAAGAUCAACCAGAACAAAAGACCUCAGAACGACUCCAUCCUGUCUAUGAGAAAGAAGAGUAUGACAAUGCUAAUAGACAAUCUCGUAGUCGCUCUCCAAGGAAAACAAACUCCAACGACAGUGACACAAAUCGGUCCAGAUCUGGCUCACGGGAUUCAAACCCCAAGCAUCACGAGCCAGGAUCGACUGUCACCUCUGAGGAGGAGAGCGAUAUCUCUGGAUCUGUGUCAAGCAAAAAGAAGAACCGACGCUCGAAACAUCGACGCAAACAUCGAAGCUCAAGUACUUCCCCCAAACGACGCUCAAAACAUAAACAUCGACGCAGUAGGUCGAGAAGCAAAACCCCCAAAAAACGAAAGAGCAGCAAGAAGGACCGCAGUAGAUCCAGAAGCUUGAGUGAAUCCAGGAGCUCACGGAGGUCAAAGAAAUGCUCUCCAAGUCGUAGCAGAUCCCCUAGUGAACACGGAAAACAUAGGAAGAGUUCUCGUAGUUCUCGUAGUAGAUCUCCGAAGGAUGAGAAGCAUAAGAGAUCUCAAAGUUAUAGUAGGUCCCCUAGUGAAAGGAAGCACAGAAAAUCUUCUCGAAGCCGCAGUCGAUCCCCAAGCGAACGAAGACACAGGAAAAACACGCGCAGUCGCAGUAGGUCCCCAAGACACCGAAGAAAGAAAAGUCGCAGUAGAUCCCCAAGGAAGAGCCGUAGGCGCCGCAGUAGAAGCACGUCUUCAGACCAUUACAGGGAGGGUAAGAGAGGAAGCGAUAGAAGAUCACGAUCCAGAUCAAGGUCUUCAACUCCAAGACGCAAGAGACGUUAGUAGACAGUAAUACUGAAUCAAUAAUGCUUUGCUGUCUGGAGGCUUGCUCGCUACUGAAGCAAACAUUACACCUGUAUUAGUUCUGAUGUUGAUGAAAAAACUAAGUUGAGUUGCAGUAGUCCUCUUCACAGUUCCCUGCGUCAUCUUGAAAGGUAGCCGUGCCUUUGCAUCGAAGCGAGACGAACGGUAACCUUGCAAUGAUAGAGACCUUUUUUAACACCUUGAACA